Messenger RNA from Lodderomyces beijingensis, 810 nucleotides. The record is from the annotation of a GenBank genome assembly. NCBI's taxonomy places the organism in Eukaryota, Fungi, Ascomycota, Pichiomycetes, Serinales, Debaryomycetaceae.
AUGGCCAAUUCCAAAUAUGAAUACGUCAAGGCGUUUGAAAGAGAAAACUAUUUGUUGCCCGAGACCUACAUAGUCAUUCGAGUCGAUGGCAAGGGGUUCCACAAGUUUUCGCAGCACUACAACUUUGCCAAACCAAACGACUUGCAAGCAUUGCAAGUGAUGAAUGCUGCGGCGUUGGAAAUAAUGAAAAGAUACAGCGACGUCCAGUUGGCGUAUGGGGAUUCGGACGAGUACAGCUUUCUACUUCGGCGGAAAUGCGACUUGUACGAGCGACGCGAGAUGAAGUUGUGCACGCUCUUUGCCAGCUUGAUGGCGACUUUCUACACAUUGUUCUGGAACAAAGCACAUCCCGAGCGGCCGAUUGAGUUGGAGCAAGUGCCGACGUUUGACGCCAGAGCCGUGUCAUACCCCAGUUUCGAAAUAGUGCGAGACUACUUUAGUUGGCGUCAAGUGGACUGCCAUAUUAACAAUUUGUACAACACCACCUUCUGGGGCUUGGUUAAGAAGGGAAUGACGCCACAGGAAGCGGAGCAGAGACUACUGGGUACAGUGUCGUCGGAUAAAAAUGAGAUUCUAUUCAAGGACUGCGGCGUGAACUACAACAAUGAGCCUGAAAUUUACAAGAAAGGCACGAUACUAGUGCGUGAGUUUGACGAGUACAAGCUGGAAGCAACACCCGUAACAGCAGUAAGCUCUCGGCAGAGGCAGAAGCAAGACAAGCUAAGAAGGAAAGCAAGAAUCGAGAAAGUACAUGUAGAUAUCAUAAAUAACAAUCCGUGGUGGGAUGCUCGACCGUGGUUACGAGAAUAA